AUGAGUCGCACAGCAUCGGCAACACUACGUCUGUGGGAUGUAGAAACGGGCGCACAGGUUGGGUCGCCACUCGAGGGACACACGACUCUGGUUCCCUCAGUCGCAUUCUCGCCAGAUGGCCAACACAUUGUCUCUGGAUCUAAGGACCAGACGGUACGCAUAACGGAUACCAGUACCACAGAAGACAGUAUACAUUUACUCCCAAAUCAGUAUUGUCGGGUGAGCGACGAUGGCUGGUUAUUGCGUCCAUCUAGCCAGCGACUCUUUUGGGUACCGUCUCAGUUUCGUGCUGGGAUGGAGCGGCCAGGAGCUCGCAUCAUAGGCCAGGUCCAGAGGCUGGGUGUCGAUACAACCCGAUUUGUACACGGAGAGGAGUGGACGCGGGUGAAAGAAGGUGGAAAGAUACCUGAAGAUAUCUGA
Messenger RNA from Serendipita indica DSM 11827, 420 nucleotides. The record is from the annotation of a GenBank genome assembly. NCBI's taxonomy places the organism in Eukaryota, Fungi, Basidiomycota, Agaricomycetes, Sebacinales, Serendipitaceae.